AUGGAAGAAGAGGAGGAGCUGUCGAUGGUUAUACCGGUGCCGGGGUCUGGUGUCUCCUCCCAGCGUGCUGCUUCGGAGUACUCGGAGCAUGCGGGGAAAUCAUCAGCACAGGACGCUUCGACUUCGGCAGGCAACCCAGCCGUCCCCUUCUCGCGCUCCACGACACCUGUUGCUUUUCGCCGAGGUCCUUCCGCUGCACGGGGAAGCGAUGAACAGGACCAAGUAAGCAUUCCUACUCCCUCUAUCCAGCGAAUGAAGCCGUCAAUGUCGCCAGAGGCGGACGGAUCGACCGCGGCGCACACACAAAGGCCGUCUGGGCGUUCUGCCGUGUCCAGCAGCUCAAUUGUGUUCUCGGGGGCUGACAGCACCACCGGGACGUCUAUCCUGUUUGCCAGCGAUGGCGCGUCUUCUGAGGGCGUCAGGAACGGUGAAGUUUCACCGCUUAGUCGCUCCCCCUGUGCUGUGAAGAACGGCAAGUCUGGCAACGUUGCUGCGGUGAAGCAGCAGACGCAAUACGACGAGGUUGCCCAGGACGCCGCUGCCGUUGUCGAUCUCACGAGUGACUCGUCUUUUGACCUCCACAUUGAGGAAGAUGAGCAGGCUGAGGAGCCGCCGGCAGUGGCGGCAGCGGCGGAUGAAGCACCGCAAUGGAAGCGGAAAUCGUCAAAGGCGUCCAAGAGGCCAACGCCUGGCUCAUCCAAGCUGGCCUCAUCGAUAUCCAAAAAGGAGGCAACUAACAAACGCGUGGAAAAAGCGGGCAAAUCCACGAGCCGUGCCACGCCUGCGGUGUCGUCUGCCGACCCUGCACCGAAGGGCAGCCGUGCGCGCCGUGGAGCCAAAGUUGCCGUGCCGUCACAACAAGCGAGCCCUGCCCGUGCCUCGAGAGGCCAUCCGGGAACGUUAUCAGCAUCGGAGCGGAAGGCAAACACGCCUGGAGCUGAGCAGCGACUUGCCUCUUUUUCCAGAGAUCAUGAUUUAGUCGCUUCCCCGUUGCUAUCCUCUCGCAGUAGCAGCGGGGGCAGUCUUAGCCACCGCGAGUCUCGCGGCUCUGUGAACUCCGUUGGCGAGGAGAGCGCAGAUCGCUUUCCAAAUCGCGAACACCAUCGCAACUGUGGGCUUCGUCCCACCCCGGGUGAGGACACAGAGGAAGAUGAUGAGGAUCGCCGGUCAAUCAGCAGAGCAGAGCGAGUAGGAGGGCAUGGCGCAUCUCGGAGCCACAAAAGCGUCAUAGCAGACACUGGCGAGAGGGGUCGCAGCAGUCGCGCACAGCGUGAGGGGGCAAAGGGGCAGGCGUGGAGAACGCAUUCUGGUGCCUCGCGCACGGAUCACUGUCGAGGUAGAGAGUUGUCGCGAGAGGGGCACCGUCAUUUGUCGUCAUGCUCACCGGUGCGCCGCCAUGGUUCACGGCGCCUGACCGUCGGAAGCUUGCAUGGCGGCGCGCUGGCGCACGAGUGUUUGAUGAAGCUGAGGCAGCACAGCCGCGAGGGGGGCUUUGACUGGCCACGGCCACACCACCGGCGCCGCAGCGGUGAGGCACCUCCACAUCAUCGGUGCCACUGCCGCUCAGAAAGUAGGGCGAAGGCGCCGUCGCCCUUGUGCGCGGAUCGCAUGCCGCUUCACCGCACCUCCUUCUACGACGACUACACAGAUAACGACGUGUAUGCUACAGCCGCUGUCGCUUCCCUUGAGCGAUUCGGUGACCUCUCGGAGCGGUGUCGCCGUCGCAGCAGCCGCGAGGGUGGGGACGACGGGUACGGGGCGGCGGUCGUGCAAAGCGCACGCUCAGUCGCCAGCUCCGUCUUCAGCGGCGAUGACGUCGAGGAGAAGGAGGAGCUACUUACCUCCUCCCACUUCGAUGAUCGCAGGAGCAGUACUAGGGGCCGCCGAGUCGAUUCUGCACUGUCGCCUCGCUCAAAGGCGCGUUACGCUGAUAGCAAACCAGGGGAAACACUAUGCCGGCAAGAACUUCUAAAGUACGACCACGGAGAUCGCCGGGCGUUCGAGCUUCGAAAAGGUGGAUCGGUGCACCGCCGCAAUGGCACUGCGGCCCGCAAUCAUCGCCGUCGUGGUGCUGAGUGGGAGCCUGACUACUACUACUGGAACGAGCCACGAAGAGGCUAUUCGCUCGAUAGCGGUGGCUGCGGCUGCUCGUGGUGCCCACAGAGCUACCACAGUCCUCGCCCGGCUGCUCCGCCGGCUCGUGAGAGCCCUCUCCGUUCUCGUUGUGGCCUCUAUCGCCCUGAUUCGCCUUCGGACGCACCGCCAGGCGAGGUGCGGUAUCAGUCACUCCGGCCUUUGGCAUCUUCUCCCGUUCGCAGGCACCGAGCCCGGAGCGCGGCAAGCGGCACGCAGGCAACACCGUUGCGGCGAGCGUCACAGAGCCCUGCGUCUUCUGUGGCUUCCGUCCCUCUUUCGGAGAAGAAGCUGCUGGGCGAGGUGGAGUGGAAGCUGGACGCGCUGGAGAAGCAGAUCGCCAACGAAGAUGCGGAGCGGGAGCGAGCGAUGAUGCGUAGCCCGUUUGAGCGGCUCUACCACUUGAACAACCGCCGCGACCGUGACGAGCGCCGCAAUAAAGUGUUCCAGCUGAGCCUCCUUGAGCGUAUCCGUGACCGAAUCGUCUCCGGCUCGCUGAAGGAGGACAUCGCGCGGAAAGAAGAACGGCUGCGUAAGCAGGAGGAGAUGCUGACAAGUCCAAACGGGGUGUUUGUGCGCCUGUACCAGAACUCGAGUCCGCGUCGUUCUUCAAACGCCGCAGCCGAAGGCAGCGAUUGCAAGAGUGUCGGAGAGGGCAACCGUGACGGGCGUGCCAGCGUCAACACCACCGGCGUGUCCAGUCAGCGGGCGUCGACGGCACGUAGCCGCAUGAGCGCGGCGGAGUCGCAGGAGCUGUGCAACCGCCUCUACGAAACCGCCGCCAUCGUGAAACAGAAGAAGGAGGCGAUGAGGAAGCAAUCAGUAGAGGAGCGCCAACGGCAGCAAGCAGAGGAGCUCCUGAUCGCGCGCUUGGCGGGCCAGAUUCAGCUCGAACGAUCCCGCACGCGUGCCUCGUCCAAGAGGCGACCGAAGACGCCAGCACAGUUGGAAGACGAAGCCCGCGCGGCGCUGGAGAAGCUGCGCAAAGAGGACCCGGAAGGUUACGAGAAGAAGGUGUUGCGAGGUCGCUUGCUGUCGCCAGCGGAAAGAGUUAUGCAGGCCGAGCGGCUCUGGAAGCACGGCUAUAUCUCGAAGGCGAAACUGGAGGCGCAAAAGAAGGUGUUGGAGCUGAAGAAGUGCACCUUUCAGCCUACCAUUAAUGAGUUCUCAGGCUCCGCCGGCGUUGCCGGGAGUGGCGAGACGCGCGGUAAGGGCGGCGGUGGCACGAAUGACGACAAACACUUGAGCGCCGGCACCGACCGUGCGCAGCGUCACCGCAAGGCAAACCGGUUCGAGGAGCUGUACCGCAAAGGAAUCCAGGCCAAGGUGCGUGGAGAGACGCUACGCGAAGAGCGCGACCGUGAAGCUCGCCUCAGGAUCCUGCGCAGUCGUAUGGUGAGCGACCACCACUUUCGGCGCCGUGUCGAGCUCGACCCAUUGCUCGCUGAGCGUUUCAUGAAGUCACUUGUUGUGUAG
Messenger RNA from Leishmania major strain Friedlin, 3609 nucleotides. RefSeq lists its product as hypothetical. The transcript has a single exon. Lineage: Eukaryota; Euglenozoa; Kinetoplastea; Trypanosomatida; Trypanosomatidae. Bases 1 to 3609 code for a protein of 1202 amino acids. The record is from RefSeq and is a predicted model, not a curated record.